Trichoderma harzianum CBS 226.95 is the source of this 306-nucleotide messenger RNA. RefSeq lists its product as hypothetical. Bases 1 to 306 code for a protein of 101 amino acids. The record is from RefSeq and is a predicted model, not a curated record. The transcript is spliced from 2 exons. NCBI's taxonomy places the organism in Eukaryota, Fungi, Ascomycota, Sordariomycetes, Hypocreales, Hypocreaceae.
AUGCGUGUGUCCCUGAUUGUUCUUCUUGCUGCUGCUGCAGUCAGCUGUGCAAGCCCAAUUCUGAACCCUCAAUCCGACAUUGAACAGCUUGAACAGCAUGAUGCUCAUGACAAGCGUGAGCCCCAAGCUGGAAAUCGAAAUGGUCAACAGGACUACAUCAAGCGCGAGCCCCAAGCUGGAAAUCGAAAUGGUCAACAGGACUACAUCAAGCGUGAGCCCCAGGCUGGAAAUCGACAUGGCCAACAAGAUUAUAUCAAGCGUGAGCCCCAAGCUGGAAAUCGACAUGGCCAACAAAAUUACAUAUAG